Fundulus heteroclitus (mummichog) is the source of this 1011-nucleotide messenger RNA. RefSeq names its product exosome component 8 (gene exosc8). NCBI's taxonomy places the organism in Eukaryota, Metazoa, Chordata, Actinopteri, Cyprinodontiformes, Fundulidae. Gene Ontology annotation, cellular component: nuclear exosome (RNase complex); cytoplasmic exosome (RNase complex). Gene Ontology annotation, biological process: U5 snRNA 3'-end processing; nuclear polyadenylation-dependent rRNA catabolic process; U1 snRNA 3'-end processing. The record is from RefSeq and is a predicted model, not a curated record. Bases 81 to 914 code for a protein of 277 amino acids. The transcript has 11 exons.
AAUCUGACAUGUAAAAUUUUUUGGCGCACUUCCACCUAUCGGCCACCGUAGUGCAAACCCACGUGGUUAAACAAAACAUCAUGGCGGCUGGCUUCAAGACUGCGGAGCCUCUGGAGUAUCACAGAAGCUUUCUGAAAGAAAACUGUCGACCCGAUGGACGGGAGCUGUCCGAAUUCAGAACCACCACACUGAACAUCGGAUCCAUAUCCACGGCAGAUGGCUCGGCACUGGUGAAGAUGGGAAACACAACGAUUAUCUGUGGAAUCAAAGCGGAGCUGGCCAACCCUACAGCAGACGCUCCUGGUAAAGGUUACAUUGUGCCCAACGUGGACCUGCCGCCUCUGUGUUCGUCCCGCUUUCGGCCAGGUCCGCCAGGAGAACAGGCCCAGGCUGCCAGCCAGUUUAUUGCUGACGUUAUUGAAAGCUCUGACCUGAUCAAAGCAGAGGACCUGUGCGUUGACAGAGGAAAGCUCUGCUGGGUGCUUUACUGCGACAUUAUGUGUCUCGACUAUGAUGGGAACAUUUUGGAUGCUUGCCUUAUCGCUCUGCUGGCAGCCCUGAGGAACACGCAGCUCCCAGAAGUCGGCAUAAACAAAGAGACGUGUUUACCAGAGGUGGAUUUGGAAAAGCGGCAAAAGCUUCAUAUUCACAAACAUCCCGUCGGCGCUUCUUUUUGCGUGUUCGAUGACUCCAUACUGAUCGUAGACCCCACAGAUGAGGAGGAGAAUCUGGCAACCGCACAUCUCACCGUGGUGACCGACGAGGACGGUCGUCUCUGCUCUGUACACAAACCAGGUGGAACUCCGCUGUCAGGAGAGAAGCUGCAGGAGUGCAUCAACCGAGCGACAGCCCGACAGAGAGAGAUCCACAAACUCAUCGACAAGGUUCUAGACAGCGUGAAGACGACGCAGUGAAAACAUUCAAGACAAUGUUUUUUGUUUUUAUCUCAAAGCUGUAUUUUCCACUGUCAAUAUAUAUUCUUUUUAAUAACAAUAAAACGGAUGACAAAGA